AGUUAAUGGUAAAUAAUAGUAAUGCUUGGGAAAAGAAAGCUGAAGCAUUUCUCGAACGUGCUGAAAUGCUGCUUAAAAGGAAUCUUGACACUAAUUUCCCGGUAAAUAAUAAAAAGGUGUUUAAUAACACAGACCUUGAACAUUAUUUUCAGGAAGAAUUAUUAGAAAUUGCAUAUAAAGUAUCAAAUAUUUUCCCACACAUAAAUAUUAAAGACGAUUUAGAAAAUUGGCAACACGAAGUUGCUAAGCUAUUAUUAAUUAGUGCCAAAAUACCAAAACUGGUUGCUUUGCCAUCAUUACAAUUAUUAUGCAUUUGUAACGACAUUACAAUUUUUAAUAGAGAAUCAACUUCAUCAUCGUUCAGACAGGCUAUUAAAUUAAUUAAACAACGUGGUAUGGAGAACACUUUAUCUGAACAGUUUGUUAAUGAAAUUUUGGAAAGUCUCAGAUUCAAUAAUUUGAAACAUGCGCGAAUGUUGUUUGUAAAUCGUUGUCUUGGUAUUACAUCACUCACUCCUACAAUUCGUCAACAUUUUUAUGAACUACUUUUUGAACAUAACCCUUUUAUUCUUGCAAGUCCCGUUAUACGGCAUAUUUUCCUCGCAGAAUAUGAAAAGUAUAAAGAAGAAAAGCAUCAAAAUGUAUUUUUUGACUUACUCAAAACUCCGCAUGAAGCUUUUGAAACAGCAUUGUCAUGUGAUAUCAUUCAAAAAACAUUUUUCAUGCAGUAUAAUUUAACUGAAUUGCAUGAUAAUUUUUCUAGCGCCGUUGAUUCACUGUAUAACAAUAAUAUGGAACCAUUACAAACUAUAUCUGCUAUUGCUUUCUUGAAAGAAUACGUGCGUAUUAUAUGCGAUGCAAACAUGACCACCCUGAAACAACAA
Racocetra persica is the source of this 884-nucleotide messenger RNA. The record is from the annotation of a GenBank genome assembly. Lineage: Eukaryota; Fungi; Glomeromycota; Glomeromycetes; Diversisporales; Gigasporaceae.